UUUAUCAAAUCGGAACGUUUUGCAGGAGUUGUGGUAUAUUUUAUAGCAGCAGCCUUAAAGCUUAUGCUAAGAGCAGCCGAAACGAAACUUUACUGUUGCGAACGAACGCCGGUAGACGGGAUGAAGGCACAAUAUAAAAUGUGAUAAUAAGAGUAAAUGAAUGAGUGAGUGCGUGAGCUCGCAUGGGAAGAAAAGGAAGAGGCACAAUUCCAUCUGAUCUACUGCUUCCAGACCGGCUAGCGGCCAGCCAGCCAAGUCAGCUAGCCAGCCAGCCAUGCAAGAUAUGGAAGAUGGAGCAGACCGUUGAAAACGGUGCGUAAAAUGGAUAACGAAAAAACACUUAAAAGCUCCGCAAAAUGUUAGCACGGUGAAGAAAAAGAACGAGACACCGUAAAGAAAGAAAGAAAGAAAAAAACACACAGCCGUGGUAACAAAAAGGCCUCCAAAUCAGUGAAACGUAGCUUAUUUCAUUGGCCGCUUGUUUACCGCAAAGAUAGCACGUGCUGCGUUGAUGCUGUCGGAAUACAGUUUUUGGCCAGGUGCUUAGAUUUGAAGAUCGGUCGAGCACGGUGCAAAAGGAUCAUCGUCUGCAACAGAGUGUGAUGACGCCAAACCCGGAAAACUCACGUGUACACUGCCCUUAGUUUUCUUAACGGACCGAUUCACAGGUUGCACAGCUCUUGGAUGUUUUCCGGAUCGAGUGUUUCAAACAUUGUGCGUCCUAUUUACGAAUUCACCGACAAUGCAAUUUAUAAACGGCCUGAUGAAUGUAUGGACGUAUAUGUACCUUUUGGGUCUGUUUCAUCAAAUCAGGGGACAAUUCAAGAUUGUCAGCUUUGACAAUGCUAAUGUAACGCAUCCAUCCAAUGGAACUGGAAACGUCAACUUUGUCCAGAUCAAACCAAUAGUAGCUCGAAGCAGCAAUGAAUCCGCCGGUUUGUCUUCAAAAUCAAUGAAUGAAUCGUCAAGGAUGCUUCAUCAGGACAGUGUGCCAACGAACACUAUCGAAAAUAGAUUUAUAAAACUCUCCAUCGUCAAUUUGACUGCUGCUGGUGAUAAAACUCGCGAGCGUAAAAUUCAACAAACGGUUUCGAAUCAGCGCAAUAUAAACGAUGUCUCCUUCGAGAGCCGGAACAAAACUCAAAAACCUGUGACAAGUACAAAAUUUGUCACUGUUGUCGGUUACGCAAAAAAGAGUAAAAUACGCUCCACCACGCGAGCGGAACUAGACCAGAAAGCAAAGAAAUCAUCUACGUCCCUAGUUGAUACAGAAGCUUCUUCCAGUAGGAUACGGCGGAACAAAUAUAGGAAUUACAAAUCACGCUGCCGUUGUGAUCGUAUAUGGAACUGUGUUAGAAUACAAAUAUCUGUUGCACGUUGCGCACCUGAUUUUUUCAUGUGCUGUUUUUAAACGUGUUGUGACAAUAAUAAUAACAAUAAUAAAGAAACUAUGUUUGAAACAAUAACGCAAUUUCAGCUCAAAUUG
Molecule: messenger RNA, 1486 nt
Organism: Anopheles gambiae (African malaria mosquito)
Lineage: Eukaryota; Metazoa; Arthropoda; Insecta; Diptera; Culicidae
Exons: 2
Coding region: 743-1411 (222 amino acids)
Source: RefSeq, a predicted model, not a curated record